Molecule: messenger RNA, 2673 nt
Organism: Gossypium raimondii (Peruvian cotton)
Lineage: Eukaryota; Viridiplantae; Streptophyta; Magnoliopsida; Malvales; Malvaceae
Product: probable disease resistance protein At4g33300
Exons: 5
Coding region: 112-2586 (824 amino acids)
Biological process (GO): defense response to fungus
Molecular function (GO): ADP binding
Source: RefSeq, a predicted model, not a curated record
AAGAAAAAAAAAAAAGAAAAAGAGCGCGCCCGCCAUCGAGGAUAUAUAACCAAGUCACUCCACUCACUCUUUUACGAAAUGGUUUUCGCAGAUUAAACUCAGUAACAGCGAAUGGCGUUUAACGACUUUUUCGCCGGAGAAAUAGCAACUGAGCUUCUAAAACAGUUACUCUCCAUCUCACGCAAGUCAUGCCUCUGCAAAUCCAGUGCGGACAAUCUCAUUACUAGCAUCGAAGAACUCCUUCCCAUCAUCAAUGAAAUCAAGUACUCCGGCGUGGAACUCUCCGCCAUUCGUCAAUCUCAACUCGACCGUUUCUCCGAGACUCUACGCGGCGGCCUCGAAUUGGCCCGCAAAGUCCUGGCCUCUGGCCGUUGGAACGUCUACAAGAAUCUCCAGUUGGCCCGGAAGAUGGAGAGGUUAGAGAAACAAGUUUCGAGAUUCGUUAGCGGGCCGAUGCAGGCUCACUUGUUGGCCGACGUUCACCACAUGCGCUUCGAAACGAUGGAAAGGUUCGAUCGGUUGGAAGGCCGGUUGGAGCAGAGGCUCAAUUCGAUGAAGAUCGGUGCCGGGGGGUGGGUGGAAGAAGCGGUUAAGAGAAUGGAAGUUGAAGAGGAGGCUAGUUUGGGAAUUUUUAAUGGAGUCGGCUUGGAUUUAGGGAAGAGUAAGGUGAAGAAAAUGAUAAUCGGAAGAGACGAUUUGAACGUUGUUGGAAUUUGUGGUAUUGGAGGAUCAGGGAAAACUACGUUGGCUAAUGAAAUUUGUAGAGACAAUCAAGUUCGAAGUUACUUCAACAACAGAAUUUUGUUCUUAACUGUAUCACAAUCACCGGAUCUGCAACAGUUAAGGGCAAGAAUAUGGGGAUUUCUUACAGGAAACGAGGCCAUGGGUUAUACCAAUAACCUGUUUGUUCCACAAGGGAAGCUACAGUGCGAGUGGGGAAGCGGACCGCGAACUCUGGUUGUUUUGGACGAUGUCUGGUCCCUUUCCGCACUUGAACAACUAAUUUUCAGGAUCCCAACAUAUAAAACUCUGGUCGUUUCAAGAUUUAAGUUCCCGACACCUGUUGUCAACGAAGUUUAUAAUGUAGAGUUGUUGAGGGAAGAUGAAUCAUUGUCCCUGUUUUGUCACUCUGCUUUCGGGCAAAAAUGGAUUCCCCCUACUGCCAAUGAGACUUUGGUCAAGCAGAUUGUUCAUGAGUGCAAAGGACUUCCUUUGGCACUUAAAGUGAUCGGAGCUUCGUUGCGAGACCAACCUGAAAUGUAUUGGGCCAGUGCUAAGAAAAGGUUAUUGCGAGGAGAACCGAUCUGCGAGUCUCAUGAAAACAAGUUGCUGGAGCGGAUGGCAAUAAGCGUGGAAUACUUGAACAAAAAGGUUAAGGAAUGUUUCUUGGAUUUGGGAUCAUUUCCAGAAGAUAAAAAAAUUCCCCUUGAUGUUCUCAUUAACAUGUGGGUUGAGAUACAUGACAUUGACGAGGAGGAAGCAUUUGCCAUUCUUGUCGAGCUUUCUGAUAAGAAUCUACUCACUUUGGUGAAAGACCCACGGGUUGGAGAUGCGUACAGUAGUUAUUAUGAAAUCUGUGUUACUCAACAUGAUGUGUUGAGAGACCUUGCUCUUCAUCUGAGCAAUCAAGGGGAUGUGAACGAGCGAAAGCGGUUGCUUAUGCCUAGAAGAGAUACUGAACUCCCCAGAGAAUGGGAAAGAAACACAGACCAGCCAUUCAAUGCUCAGAUAGUUUCAGUUCAUACAGGAGAAAUGAGGGAAAUGGACUGGUUUCGCAUGGAAUUCCCAAAGGCUGAAGUACUUAUCUUGAAUUUUUCCUCCAAUGAAUACUUCCUGCCUCCUUUCAUAGACGACAUGCCCAAGCUUAGGGCACUUAUUGUCAUAAAUUACGGUACAAAUGAGGCAAUACUUGAGAAUUUUUCAGUCCUCACCAAUCUGGCAAAUUUGCGAAGCCUAUGGCUUGAAAAAACGUGGGUUCCUCAAUUGACCAAUCCCACUGUUCACAUGAAAAACUUGCGGAAACUGUCUAUGGUUCUUUGCAAGGUUAAUAACAGCUUUAAUCCAUCAGUGAUAGACCUGCCCCUGAUCUUCCCUCGUUUAUUGGAGCUCAUUAUUGAUCAUUGUCAUGAUUUGAUUAAGUUGCCAUCGAGCAUUUGUGAGGUGAAUUCACUCCAGAACCUGAGCAUAACCAACUGCCACCGACUAUGUGAAUUGCCUGCUGAUUUGGGUAUGCUGAAGAAACUACAGGUACUUAGGUUGUAUGCUUGUCCAGAGCUGAAGAUGCUACCUCCCAGAAUUGGCGAGCUCAUUGGGUUAAAAUACCUUGAUAUUUCACAAUGCUUUAACUUGAGGUGUCUACCUGGGGAGAUAGUUCGAUUAGCAAGCCUUGAAAAGAUAGACAUGAGGGAAUGCUCACAGAUUGUGAGCCUACCACCACGAACUGCUUUAUCCAACAUGAAGUCACUGCGCCGAAUUAUCUGCGAUGAUGAAGUUUCUUGGCAAUGGAGAUACCUGGAGAAGACCAACCCAAACCUUCAUGUUCAAGUCGCAGAGAAAUGCUAUAGCUUGGACUGGCUUGAUGGCUGAUAGUAAAACAACAUAUUCGCAUAUCAUGUAUCUGUUAAUGUAGAUAUCAAUGUGCAUGUUUUUAAUAAUGCAAUCUUUUUAUGAGUC